GCGUUAAAAGCCAUUAGACUAAAUUACAGAGAGCAAGAACGUCAUGAUAGUUGAAUAAGAUCGCUAGAAUGCCAAUUUAUAUACACGUAAAUUCUACGAACAACUGAUCUGUCAGCUUGAGGAGGUGUAUUUAUCACACGAUCACGUAACGUUUUUAUAGGAACUACUGAGAAUGAAAGGGCCCUGAAGCUGAUACGGUGGUGGUUCCGAAAACAAAACCCGAAACUGACAAGGACCUUCCUUGAAGCCUUUAGUCAAUGUUUUAUUUGCCAAAUUAAGAAAAAGUGAGAUAUACGCCGAGUGAGGUAAUAUUUUAUGCACAGCUUUUGCCACUCGGCCACGAAGCAGAACUUAGCAUUCAGACGAGUGUCUCUAUGUUAAAUAAUAAUGAUAAAAGCUUCAACAGAGAGUAAUAAGUGGUAGUAUCCAGCCAGUCUUGUUUCUCGCUCAAUUACAGUGUACUAUGCGAAAGAUUUCUAUAAAUUUAGUUUAAAUGCCUUAUUUUCUGAGCUAUAAAAAUAAUUUUUAUUCAAACACUACGGCACGCAAGUUCUUUUCAGCUUGAAGAAGAAUAGUGUUUUGGGGGAUUCUUAGCUUCCUCUCCAUCCCCAACUAUCAAAAGACUGAGCGAUGAUAACCAGUACAACAAGACCGGAACAUGGACAAUCGAUACCUUUAAUGCAAUGCUUCCAUGUUCAUGUAUGUCAGAGUGGCCCUUAUGAAAUUUGGAAGACAACAUAAGUAAUUCAAUUUGACAAAUACAAUUCACCGCUACUGAAAAUUAGCAUUCAUUUAUUUCUUCGCAUCCGCAGACACUUGAGAAUCUUUGUUGUAUUUUUUGACAUUUCUGACAGACCGUGGCGGCAUAAUAACAGCUGAUUGUAUAAGGUAACCUUGAAAUUCAAGUGGUGCAUCAUUUCACACUUAGCCUUCUUCGUUCUUGUGCUCAAAUUAAGCACGAGUCACUAACAAUACGAAAUAAUUGGAAACCUUUCUGGUCAACUUAUUAAAAAUUGGAUCGAACGCGUCUGCUUAGCGAAGAGUUUAUAGCUUGUCGCCGAACAAACCUUCUCAAGGUAAGAGUUUGGAUUCAGAAACAUUUUGUGGUGUUUGAAUUCACUCCUGAGAGCGAGAUGUUCGGUCAAAAGGGCAUUUUUAAAACAGCUGAUGUAAAUUGUAUAGCUACUGUUGAUUGCAUUAUUUGCGAAGUCGUUUCUCGAUUUAAUAUUGCUUGUAUGUAACUUUCUACUGUGUAGAAGUAUAGACGUAAUCGAAGCAAGAAAAGAGUACUUCUUUGUUUCGUCAGGCCUGUGUAGACACACAGUACUAUGUACUGGUCCUCAAAGUGUUUAACGUGCAACGCGUUUGAGAUUGCUAUGGUUCUUUCUUACAUGCACAUGUCUAGCUCCUCCCAUUUAUUACUUCGCUUUAUUCAUGUCAACUAAAAAUGUUCUUCAAAACAUUGUUAAUCACUGCGUAACAGAAAACACAAAAAAUAAUAUUAAAACUGGGAACUUCACCCAAUCUUCACUUAAGUCGGUAGUUUGCGAUUGUAUUAUGGGGACCUUUAAUGUUCAGCUUCGAAUCGCAACAUUCAUGCAAGGAAAAAAUUUUGAGCCACAUUUAACUAUAAAAUAAGGCAUUCAGUUCCAACAAACGAACAAACAUAAAAUAGAUAAAUUACUAACUAAAAAGCCAGAGAGAAAAAAAAAUGUAGGAAUGGACAACCGUGAAUUUUCAACCGGACGGUUCCAGCUGAAAAUUACAAGGUUAAUCGAAAUAAUAGAUCUAAAUUACUUAACAUAUUCAUUGUGGGAAUAAGCACGUAUAUUUUAAUGGUGGUUACUUCAGGCUCUAAAGGAUUCUGUCUGAUGCUGGACACUCAAAUACUUUAAGGCUAAGUGACAAUUUUAUUUGAAAUACCCCACUUGAGUCCUCCAGCUACCGUACUAAUGGCAAGCUAUUAUUCCUCUCAGGUGACGUGAGAAACACGAUGAAUCAAUCAGGAACCCGAUCAGGAACUGGGUUUAGCGAAGAGGACUCAAAGCUGAUCGACUUGCCUCAAGUUUGGACUAUCUUCCUCAUGCUUGUCAUGAUCCUUGUUCAAGUCUUGACAGUUCUUGGGAAUAUCACAGUCUUGGUAGUUCUGCGCUAUUCAAACGUUCUAAACAUGAUUGUCAAUUGUCCUCUGCUGGUUUCUCUGUCGAUUGCAGAUCUUCUGGUAGCCAUUCUGGUAAUGCCUUGCGCACUAGAUGCCGUCAAUACAGGUUCGUGGAGAUGCGGAAAAAUCUGGGGCAAGUUCAACGGAUUUGGAAACUUUCUUUUCUGUAUUUCGUCAAUUAUACAUCUAAUGGUGCUGUCGUUUGAUCGUUAUCUAGCAAUUUCUCGCCCACUAUUUUAUCCAUUCGAAAUGACCACUAACCGAGCUAUAAUCAUCUGUCUCGCCGCCUGGAUGUAUUCAGCACUUUGGGCGUUCUUACCCUUAUUCGGUGUAAGUUCCUACGAGUGCUUCAUCUCCUACAUCGGCGAGUGUCAGGCUGAAGACUGGUCCAAAUAUGGUUUAAAUUUUGUUUUCGCCAUUUCCGUUGUGUCAGGGACAUACGGCCUGGCUUUGGUAGCGAUGGUGUACGUCUAUUGGAAGAUUGCGUGCGUCAUACGAAGUCAAAGCCAACGCAUUGCAAAUACUGCAACCAGCUGUAAUACAAGUCUCUCCGACACCAACAACAUGAAGUCUUCCUAUAGGAGUUCGAUAGCUUUUACAAGAAAACUUAGCCAGCAUAAAGGUGUUAUUACCCUAUUGAUAGUUAUCGUAGUCUAUCUAAUAUGCUGGUCUCCAUUUUGUUUCCUGCUCUUUUAUGAGAUCGGAUCGGGAGAGAAAGUCAAAGGACCUGCAGGCACAGUGGUAAUGUUAGCUGGGUUUGCAAACAGCUGCUGCAAUCCAAUGAUUUAUGCCAUAAAAUACAAGAACUUUAGAGCUGAAGUCAUGCGCUUGCUGCCAAAGAAGAGGCUCAAUUUAGACAACGUCUAUUUUGACAGGAAGAAAAAGAACGUGAAACUAAGAACGCUUGAAAAUAACGUCAGGAAUAGUGGAAUGGAUGCAAAAGUUUCAACACUGGACCUUUCCAGUAUAAAUAAACACUAUUUUAGUUGAGGUAGAAAUGGUCGAAUUCUCCUAGUUCGCUAUCUUUUAUUUAGCUAACGGAAAACUUUAAAAAAUAUCUUUCUGUUUAAAUAAGCAUUUCACACUAAGCUCACGCAUAAUUCAGUUUCAAACAUGUAUUAUUAACUACUUAAUAACCGAGAGUGAUUUCGUUACGGGAAAA
Orbicella faveolata is the source of this 3323-nucleotide messenger RNA. Its product is annotated as histamine H2 receptor-like. NCBI's taxonomy places the organism in Eukaryota, Metazoa, Cnidaria, Anthozoa, Scleractinia, Merulinidae. Gene Ontology annotation, cellular component: membrane. The record is from RefSeq and is a predicted model, not a curated record. Gene Ontology annotation, molecular function: G protein-coupled receptor activity. Gene Ontology annotation, biological process: G protein-coupled receptor signaling pathway.